Penicillium brasilianum is the source of this 1799-nucleotide messenger RNA. The record is from the annotation of a GenBank genome assembly. Lineage: Eukaryota; Fungi; Ascomycota; Eurotiomycetes; Eurotiales; Aspergillaceae.
AACGCGGCCUGGACCCGCAAUGGAUCGUCACUCUAAACAUUGCAUUCCAUGACAGCCGACCCUUCUUAUUCUCCUUCUCCUCUAUCUGUUUCGACAAUUGAGAGGAUUUAUUGUCGCUAUUGACUACUUACUCCAGUUUUGCCAAUUCUUCGAUAUUAUCAACGACCGGUUGCAUUUUACAGCAUGCGAUUGUUCAACUAUUUACCGCUGGUGCCCGCGGUUCUGGCAAACCCGCUCAAUGUGCGGUCCACCGCCUGCAACAAUUCCCCCGACCUCUGCGACAAGUCCUACGGCGAGAUUACGCAUCUGGGUGCCCAUGACAGUCCCUUUGUGCGCAGUUCGGAUAGUGUUCUGGCUGGUGAUCAAUACUACGAUACCCCUACCCAGCUGAGUGCCGGUGUUCGCCUCGUAACGGCCCAAGUACACAAGGAGAACAGCGAAUGGCGUCUGUGCCAUUCCUACUGCUCACUGCUGGACGCCGGCCUGUUGAGUGACUGGCUGGCUAAGAUCAAGUCAUGGCUGGAUGAUCAUCCCAAUGAAGUCGUCACAAUUCUCCUGGUCAACUCCGACAGCGCCUCAGCCUCUGAACUCGGCGCCGAAUUCAAGACCGCCAACAUCACCGACUAUGCCUACCAGCCCGACUCACUUACCACCGCACCCUCUUCCUGGCCAACCCUCCAAACUAUGAUCAACUCUGGCAAACGGCUCGUCGUCUUCGCCACGCCGCUGACCACCAGCACGGAUUACCCCUACCUCAUGUCGGAAUUUGACUUUGUAUGGGAGAACAACUACGACGUGACAUCGCCCUCGAACUUCACCUGCGAACCCGACCGACCAACCUCCCUCUCAGGCUCCAUUUCUACCGCCCUAUCCUCCAACCGCCUCCCCAUGAUGAAUCACUUCCUAUACUCCACCGAUCUGGCGAUUCUAGACAUUGAGUACGCCAACGCCAGCUACGUGUCGACCACGAACGCGCCCUCCGGCGGCACCGGUAACCUCGGCAGCACUGCAACUAAGUGCAAGACCGCCUACGGUGGUCGUCAACCUACUUUUAUUCUGGUGGAUUUCUUCAAUAAGGGACCUGCGUUGGAUACGGUGGAUAGUCUGAACAAUGUGACCAAUGCGGUGGGACGGACGUCGGUUUCUUCGUCCUCGACCUCCUCGAGUGAUGGGUCUACUAUCAAUAACGUGUUCUCGGGACUAGUUGAGCUGGCCAGCUCGGCCAAAUCCGGCGCUAGCACGAGUAUGGGGGAUUGGAUCUGGGCUGGAGGGAACUGGAAUAGUAUUCUGGGUGGGGGGAUUUCCUUCUAAGCUCAGGGGGGAGUUCCCCUUUUGUUCCCCUUCCCCCUUUUUCCCGCCGAUUCUUUUAUUGAAUCUUGGCGUCAUGUUUUCUUUUUUGACUCUUUCAAUUAUUGUGCAGCGUUUUGUUGUUCUCGGACAUUUUGGAGGGUUUACCCCUGAUUGAUUCCACUUCUUACGAACGUGGAUCUGGCCUGGUUAGGCCCGUUACAUAGAGCAUGGAUAUGGGUGGGACAGGCUUGUCGAUUACUAUCUUGUUUUUUUUUUUUGUGCUUUGGGAUCCUUGGGCAAGGUGCUGGCGCAUUGCAUUGCAGAUGGCAUAUCGCACCCAAGCAAAAAAGGGAUACGGCGUUUUGGGGGAUCAGUUGAAUAUCUUGGUUGAGAAACGACUGAAAUGACUUUCUUUUUGAGCAAGAUACUGGAAGACCUGAUUCCCAUCAAGCCAUGUGCCGGUCUUGGUGCUAGAACGAAUUGAAAUAACACUUUUAAGAAGACUACAA